GCGCCCCAGACGACCCCGCCGACUCAGCCAGACCACCCGGCGAGCCCCAGCCGCGGCAGCGGGCUAGCGGCCCCGGGUCCGAGCCUCCGGCACCUCCGCACAGACGGGGCGGGCGGCGCGGAUAGGAGCCCGGGAGGCCAUGGGGACGGGGGCCGGGCCGGCGAUCGCGGGCCAGCGGGAGCCCCGCGUCUGAGGAGCGGGCGGCGGGGCGGCGGGGGCCAUGACCUCGGUGUGGAAGCGCCUGCAGCGCGUGGGCAAGCGGGCCGCCAAGUUCCAGUUUGUGGCCUGUUACCACGAGCUGGUGGUGGAGUGCACCAAGAAAUGGCAGCCAGAUAAGCUGGUGGUGGUGUGGACCCGGCGGAACCGACGCAUCUGCUCCAAGGCCCACAGCUGGCAACCGGGCAUCCAGAACCCAUACCGGGGCACCGUGGUGUGGAUGGUGCCGGAGAAUGUGGACAUCUCCGUGACCCUAUACAGGGACCCCCACGUGGACCAGUAUGAGGCCAAAGAGUGGACGUUUAUUAUUGAGAAUGAGUCCAAGGGGCAGCGGAAGGUGCUGGCCACGGCCGAGGUGGACCUGGCCCGCCACGCGGGGCCCGUGCCCGCCCAGGUUCCGCUGCGGCUGCGGCUGAAGCCCAAGUCGGUGAAGGUGGUGCACGCGGAGCUGAGCCUCACUCUCUCGGGGGUGCUGCUGCGGGAGGGCCGCGCCACGGACGAUGACAUGCAGAGUCUCGCGAGUCUCAUGAGCGUGAAGCCCAGUGACGUGGGCAACUUGGACGACUUUGCUGAGAGUGAUGAGGAGGAGGCUAAUGGUCCAGGGGCCCCUGAGGCACGGGCUCGUGUCCCCCAGCCAGAUCCCUCUCGGGAGCUGAGGACACUUCGUGAGGAGGAGGAGGAGGGCCGAGUGCAGCCCCGGCAGACAGCUGCCAGCCCUUCUAGUGCUGAGGAUAACAGCCCAGCCCCUGUGAGUGCUCCUGCGCCCCCAACCAGGGCCUCCCGGGGCCAGGGGGCAGAACCAGCUACUGUAGCUGGGGGCCAGGUGGGGCCUGAGGCCCCAAGGCCCCCGGGAACCCCACUGGAGACGAGGUCCUCCAGAGAGCCAGACCAGGAUGUGGCCCCCACCCCAGCUCCUCGGCUCCGGAAAGGCUCUGAUGCCCCCUGGCCCCCAGUCCCCCAAGGGGAGGACAAGGCCCCCAAAGCCUCAGGGCCUCCCCCGGCAGGAGUGGGUUCUGCCGGGGAGACCCAGGCCCAGGCAAGCCCUCAGGAAGGGACAGAGGCCCAGGGAGCCGGGCCGGGCCCAGGCAUUGAGGACAGAGGUUCCAGAGACUCUUCGGGAGGGCAGAAAGCCAAAGUUGAGGAGGGGGUCGCUGGGGACAGGCCAGAGGAGAGUGGGGUGGCCACUGAGCAUGGGUCAGGAGUCAGAGAGGUGAACACUAAGAGGUCAGAGGUCAGAGUUGGGGAAACCAAAGAGAGUUCAGAAGUUAGUCAAGUGGAUGCUGAGCAGAGGUCACAGGUGAGACACGUGGACACUAAGGGACCAGAGGCUACAGGGGUGACAUCUGAGGCAAGAUUCAAGGGGACUCCUGAGGUUCCUCCAAGGAGUUCUCAGGGGAGGAUGGGGGUUAGGACCAGGGAUGAGGUUCCCACAAUCCUGAGCCCACCUCUAGCAGAGCCCGCAGGUCACUCUGGGGAUCUCGGUGACCUCAGAGGGGCCAGGGCUGCUACAGGCCAGGAGAGAGAGGAUGCAGAGGUGAGGGGUGGAGCCCCUGGUAUUGGGGGGACAGGCCUGGAGCAGGGCCCCUCUGUUGGAGCAGCGAGCACCAGGCCCCAGGUGAGCAGGUACCAGGGGGCCCCACCAGCAGCUGACCAGGGGGCGAUGUCUAGGGAUCUGGGGGUCUGGGAGGCAGAAGCUGGGGAUUCAAGGGUCCUGGAAACAGAAACUAGGGAGGCAGAGUCAGAGGUGUUGGGGACCCAGGAGACAGAAGCAGUGGGAUCAAGGUUCCCAGAGAUAGAGACCGGGACAGCAGAAGCUGAGAUAUUGGGGGCCCAGGAGACAGAGGCAGGGAGAUCAGGGUUCCUGGAGUCAGAGGCUGCUGGAGUGGCAGAGUCGGAGGAACUGGGGGCCCAGAAAACAGAGGUGAGGAUUUCAGGGGCCCUGGGGACAGAGGCUGGGACAGCAAAGUGUGAGGUACUGGAGACCCAGAAAACAGAGGCUGGGGGUUCAGAAGUUCUGGGGACAAAGACUAGGAUGGCAGAGACUGAGAUAUUGGGGUCCCAGGAGAUACCCGGGGGUUUAGCAGUACUGAGGAUAGAAGCUGAGAUAGCAGAAUCUGAAAUAUUGGGGGCCCAGGAGACAGAGGUGGGAGGUUCCAGGGUACCAGAGACUGAGGGUGGGAGGGCAGAGGCUGAGAUAUUGGGGGCCCAGGAGACAGAGGUGGGGGUUUCAGGGGUCUCAGGCAUAGAAUCUGAGAUAGCAGGGAUCUGGGAGACAGAGAUAGGGGGUUCAGGGGUCCCAGGGUUCAAGACUGAGACAGCCAAAGCUGAGAUAGUGGGGACCCAUGAGAUAGCAGCUGGGGGUUCAGGGGCCUCAAGGAUGGAAGCUGAGAUAGCAGGGACCCAGGAAACAGAGGUGGGGGGUUCCAGGGUUCCAGAGAUAGAGACUGAGAUAACAGAAGCUGAGAUAUUGGGGCCCCAGGAGAUAUCUGGGGGUUCAGCGGUACUGAGGAUAGAAGCUGAGAUAGGAGAAUCUGAAAUAUUGGGGGCCCAGGAGACAGAGGUGGGAGGUUCCAGGGUACCAGAGACUGAGGCUGGGAGGGCAGAGGCUGAGAUAUUGGGGGCCCAGGAGACAGAGGUGGGGGUUUCAGGGGUCUCAGGGAUAGAAUCUGAGAGAGCAGGGAUCCAGGAGACAGAGGUAGAGGGUUCAGGGGUCCCAGGGUUUGAGAGUGAGGUAGCCAAAGCUGAGAUAUUGGGGACCCAGGAGAUAGAAGCUAGGUGUUCAGGGGUCCCAGGGCUAGAAGCUGAGAUGGCAGAGACCCAGGAGACAGAGGUGGGGAGUUCGGGGGUCCCAGGAGUAGAGACUGAGAUAGUAGAAACUCAUAUAUUGGAGAUCCAGGAGGUAGCAGCUGGGGGUUCAGGGGUCCUAGGGGUAGAGACUGAGAUAGCAGGGGCCCAGGAGACAGAGGUGGCGGAUUCAGGAGUCUCAGGGCUAGAGGUUGGAAAGGCAGAGGCUGAGGGACUGGGGACUCAACAGACAGAAACUACAGUUUCAGAGGCUGAGAAGGCAAAGGCUAAGACUUCAGGGGUACAGGAGGCAGGGCUCUGGGGCACCCUCAAAUAUGAGGCUUUAAGAGCCCCACUCACUAAGGCUGGAGUUUUAGGGUCCGAGGGAGCAGAAGCAGAAAGUACAGUUUUGAGGGUCCAGGAGGCAGAGGCUGGGAUUUUGGGGGUUUCAGAGGCCAAAUCUGGGGUUUGGGGGGCCCAGGAAGCAGAGACGGGGGUUUUAGGGCCUCCAGAGAACCAAUCUGGUAUUUUUGAGGCCCAGGAAGCAGAGGCUGGGGUCUCAGGAACCAAGAAGGGAAAAGCAGCUGAGGGAAGCCUCCCAGAGGCCAGCCUGAUUGAGGCUCAGGUGGCCAGUGGGGCAGGGGCUGGGGUGCCCAGGCCCUCGGGGGCCUCUUCCCCAGAGGAGCCUGAAGAGGACGGGAGGCUGCCGGGCAGCCAGGCACCAUCUGCCCCGGUCAGCUCCAGCCAGUCCCUGCUGGAGUGGUGCCAGGAAGUCACCGCUGGCUACCGCGGCGUCCGCGUAACCAACUUCACUACAUCCUGGCGCAACGGCUUGGCCUUCUGUGCCAUCCUGCACCGAUUUCACCCGGACAAGAUCGACUAUGCCUCCCUCGACCCCCUCAACAUCAAACAGAACAACAAGCAGGCCUUCGAUGGCUUCGCGGCCCUGGGCGUUUCGCGGCUGCUGGAGCCGGCGGACAUGGUGCUGCUGUCGGUGCCCGACAAGCUCAUCGUCAUGACGUACCUGUGCCAGAUCCGCGCCUUCUGCACGGGGCAGGAGCUGCAGCUGGUGCAGCUGGAGGGCGGCGGCGGCGCCGGCACCUACCGCGUGGCCAGCGCCCAGCCGAGCCCGCCUGAUGCCCUGGACGCCGGCGGCCUGGCGCAGCGGCUGCGCGAGCACCGGGCUGAGGAGCCCAAGGAGGCCGCGAACCGCGCGGACGGGGCGGCCCCCAAGGCGGCCUCCAAGGACCGAGGGGCCGAGGCCGCCCAGGAGGCGCGCUCCGUGGAGUCCCCCGACGGCCCCGGAGCCCGGGCAUCCGUGCCCCCGGCCGAGGGGCUGCUGAACGGGGCGGGGGCGCCGGGCGCCGGGGGCGGCGUGAAGCUUCGGCGGCCGUCGGUCAACGGGGAGGCCGGGCCAGUGCCCCCGCCCCGCGCGCAUGGCUCUUUCUCCCACGUGCGCGACGCCGACCUGCUCAAGAAGAGGCGCUCGCGGCUGCGGAACAGCAGCUCCUUCUCGGUGGACGAGCCGGACUCGGGAGCCGCGGGCGCUGCCGGAGCCGGAGCCGCGGCUGCGGAAGGCCUGAGCCCUGACCCCAGCCCUGCCCCUAGCCCAUCCGCAGCCACAGCCCCGCAGCAGCUCCCUGGUGGGAGUCCCCCAUCGGAGGAGCCACCGCCAAGCCCAGGGGAGGAGGCUGGGCUGCAACGGUUCCAGGACACAAGUCAGUACGUGUGUGCAGAGCUGCAGGCCCUGGAACAGGAGCAGAGGCAGAUAGAUGGACGGGCGGCCGAGGUGGAGACACAGCUGAGGAGCCUCAUGGAGUCAGGUGCCAACAGGCUGCAGGAGGAGGUGCUGAUCCAGGAGUGGUUCACACUGGUCAACAAGAAGAACGCUCUCAUCCGGAGGCAGGAUCAGCUGCAGCUGCUCAUCGAGGAGCAGGACUUGGAGCGGAGGUUCGAGCUGCUGAGCAGGGAGCUACGGGCCAUGCUGGCCAUCGAAGACUGGCUGAAAACGGCCGCGCAGCAGCACCGGGAGCAGCUCCUGCUGGAGGAGCUGGUGUCGCUGGUGAAUCAGCGCGACGAGCUGGUCCGGGACCUGGACCACAAGGAGCGGAUCGCCCUGGAGGAGGACGAGCGCCUGGAACGCGGCCUGGAGCAGCGGCGCCGCAAGCUGAGCCGCCAGCUGAGCCGGCGCGAACGCUGCGUGCUGAGCUGAGGCCGCGCCCUCCCGGCCCGUCGGACCGCAGCUCUUCUCGUCGCCGCCCCGGGCCUGCGCCCCGGAGGACCGGACUCUCCUGGAUGCCGAGCACGGCCUGGAGGGGCCCCGUCGCCCCUCUUCGGGGAGGGGGUAGGGCGGCCCCGUGGGACAGGAGCGGCUGGGCGGCCGCGCCGUCCGGGCCGCAUUUAUUGUCCGUGUGAGUGUGUGUGCGUGGGGCUGGGGCCCAGGAGCGCCGCGCAGAACCCCUCCCCGACGGCAGGGCCCGGGCCGGCCAGCCCCGGGGAGAGGGAUGGCCGUGAGCUAACGCGCCCCCGCCCUCCCCUUCCUGUUGCUGGAGAGCAAUAAAGUUAGGGAAGGCUA
Molecule: messenger RNA, 5575 nt
Organism: Diceros bicornis minor
Lineage: Eukaryota; Metazoa; Chordata; Mammalia; Perissodactyla; Rhinocerotidae
Gene: EHBP1L1
Product: EH domain binding protein 1 like 1
Exons: 19
Coding region: 221-5212 (1663 amino acids)
Molecular function (GO): protein binding
Source: RefSeq, a predicted model, not a curated record